GGCCAGUAUCAAGGGUCGCAAGCAUUUUCUCACGUCGUCCCCGGCGAGGCCGAGUCAAUCAACCCCAACACUGGAUCUUUAAACUUCAAGAAAAUCCUGCUGAACUUGCGCGGAAAGAGAGAAAGCAUCGAUUUAUCACUGGGCCUGAGCUACAGUUUCGGCUCCUUUGGCGUAUUCGGACUACCCGUUGGAUGGACGUUUAAUAUUCCCUACGUUAUCCCUGGUGGAAGCGUCACUAUACAAGAACGAACAUACGCAAUCGAUCUCGAUUGGUCUGAUUCCACCGGGUACAAGUCGGGGUUGAGAUACAUCAACAACCACGGCAUCUCCUUCACCCCAGUUAUCCCGCCCCAGCCGCUACCCUCCGGAAGCCCAGGCGAGUACAGCUACAAGCUUCAGAAUGGAGAUGGGUCAGUCGACUAUUUCGAUGCCAUUGGCAGGCCCCUCGCACAUGACGACCUUUUUGGAAACAGUAUUCUGUACAAUUAUGUGGCAGCACCUACAAGUGACAUCCGGACGGCGAUGUUGGACUCCAUUGAAGACUCGUGGGGACAACGCAUCACAUUCGGCUACCAGCAAGGUUCUCAGAUAACCCUUACGGCCCCUGAUGGCGGUAGCAUCAGUAUAGGUUUCGAUCAGACUGGAGUUCGCACCAUUACCGACCCUGCUGGACUGGAGACUCAGUUAAGCUACGUCAACUUUGACCAAAGCAAUACCCCAUUGUUGAUCAAGAUUCAAGGCUCAAGCGGAAUUGUCUCUCAGUUCAACUAUAUCGACAUCCAGUACCUGGAUCUGAACGGAAACCCCGCCAACCUACCGGCAGUCCAGGAUUUCUAUCACAGUGAUCUAUCUGGAAACAUACUCCAGCACAAGAACUACAGCUACGGUACGCAGUCUGGAGGCCAGACUUUUACCGGGGUUAGCAUUGGCUGUCGUUUUGGUUCUUCCCAGGAUGGUUUGAUGGAUGGUGCUGGCCAAGGCGUCAACUAUCAAUACGAUGUAAUUGACUCAACGAUGGAUGAGAACGGAAAGGAGGUGUCCAGAACAUCCACUUGGUUCAACUAUCUCCACUUGCCAGUCUCUGCCGAACAGCUUACAAAGACCGACACUGCGGAUUUUCUCGGUGGCUAUCGAAUGGACUUCCAGUAUGACAUAUCCAGCGAUCAGCAUGCCCGAUCAACAAACUUCUCGAGGCCAACCGUGGCAAGCAAGUCUCAUUCCGUGGGCUCUGGUAGUUCAACAAGUUACGAACCAAUGAGCCAAGUGCAAAGCAUUUACAACGAGUUCGGCAACACCCUUUCAGUCGAGGAAGACAUUCAUCAGCCGGGAGUCGGUUUUGUGCCUCUGAAAAAGACCACAUCUAUAUUCAUCACCACACCAGACAAUAUCCAACUGCCGCUUCAACACGUCGUAGUAGACCUAGUCGCCGGGUCCGAGAACCAUACAACCAAUACUCUCACUUCAGACCAGAAGAGUAUCGGCUCCUCACUCGUGAGUUUCGUGGACCCGGCCGACCCGAACCGCCAAAUUCAACCCCAGAAGAUCAUGAACUUCGAAUACGAUACGAGCGGCAACAUUGUGUCCAACACCAUCGGCUGGGCACCGGGAGCAUCGGUUCCCCAGGGUUCUGUUUCACAGGCUACUACAAAAACUUCAUACAAUUAUCAAGGAGGCAUCUUGUCGGUGACCACAACUGAUCCUCUCAACGGCACCAAGAUCAUAAAAUAUGACAUGCGAGUCAGCACAGGUCCACUUGUUCAUAUCCAACAGCCCCUCGGGCAGUCGGAGACGUACGAGUACGACAUUCUCGGGCGGUUGUUAGCCCACACGAACCAGCUUGGCGACAGAACGGAAUAUGAGUACGCCGUGGGCACUACGAACAGUGUCAAGUCAACAGACCAGCUUGGGUAUGCGACUCUCAUAACAUAUGAUCCAUUAGGUCGCGAGAUCAAAGUCAUGGACAACGGAGAUCCGACGCAGGCGGGAUCACAGCUUGCCCGCGUCAUAAGCCAGACAAAGUAUAACACGCAAUCGCUCGUUGUGUCGAAGAUAAAUAUUCUCGGCCUGGUAACAACGUACGAGUAUGAUUCUCUCAGUCGCCCUGUCGGCACGACCGAUCCGCUCGGAAACGUCAUGUCAUAUGAGUACAACGACGAGAACCUCACAGUCACUGAGAAACAAAACGGUGAGAAGCGUGCAGUAUCACAAAUGGACGGCAUCUCGCGGAUCAUCAGCCGCUCGAAAUUUCCCGACCCUGAAGAUGUUUCGACCAAGUGGAGCCUUACCGAACAAUACACCUUUGAUGGAAAUAACAGAAAGAUCAAGCAAGCCACAUCAUCUACACCACUGGAGGGGUCCGGUUCAGCAACAGUUUUGAAGUCAGUGGUUGCCCAAUAUGGUAUGGGCCCUGAAGUUAUCUCACAGACUGAGACCGCUUCAAGCGACGCGGGCGGCCAAGACAAUGUGAAGCGGACUUACACUCUGGACCUGUUCGGGAACGUCUACACUUGGGAGAAAGUGACUACGUACGGGGAUGGGAGAGCUUUCACCACCAACGGGCCAGUCAACUACUACGACGCUUGUAGCCGCUUCGUCCGGCUUCAGAACCAAUUGGGACAAUCUGAAGUUUAUCAGUACAACCAAAACGGUUGGUUGGCGAGCAAAUCACGAUUUGACGGGACGCAGACCAAUUUCGAGUAUGACAAUGCAGGCCAAAUGACUAAGGCCACGACACUGACAGAGAUUACGGAAGUUGCCUACGUUUGUCUAGGCAGGAAGUCUUCGAUCAUGCAAGACGGCAAGGUCAUGAAAUAUGGGUACUCACUGGAUGGGACACUCACGGCGACAGUGUACGAAGACGGUCUCAAGCAAGUCUGCAGUCUCGAUAACGCUAGCCGGGUCGUGACCGAGACGGAUGUUGGUGGUGUUGUUCGAAAAACAUCCUUCACUCAGUUAGGACAAGUUGCGAGUCGAAGCUGCCAGUCAGACACGCUUCAGUACGUAUAUGGCACAGCGAAUCACACCAUCGGCCAGCUCAUCGGGACGCAAUUGGCGGGUUCUAACACGUAUUUCCGCCGUUUCACUUACGACGGGUUUGGGAACAUUGCAGAGGAUGUCUACAUUUCCGUCGCGGACUCACGUACGCUCAUGACGACAACCUACCAGCGCGAUCCGCGGCAGCGAAUCCAAUCUUGGGAGUCCGCAUCCGACUCGAACCCCAGCCUCAACGAAAAGCACGAAUACCAAUAUGACGGCGUCGGGCAAUUGCUGCAAGAUGCCAGCGGGACGAGUCAGACGACCUACACGUAUGACGGGAACUUCAACGUGGCAUCCGUCACCUCCCCAGCCGGCGAGACCACAUCCGUGAUCGCAACAAUGACUAGAACGAUGACUUACAACGUCUUGGACCAGAGAACUGAUUCGGGAUUCAAAUAUGACACCAACGGCCGUAUGCUGGCCGACGAUCAGGGUCGCACAUUCUCAUGGAACAACACCGACAAGCUCCUCUCAGUCCAAGUAUCGGCCGGCGUUGCAGAUAAUGGCUUUAAUUACCAUCCCGACGGUCUGCUCGCGCAGCGUCAACUCAAAGACUCGACUUCUACGUUCUACUACAACAAAGCGACCGUCAAUGUGGUGGACGUGAGCGAUUCAGCAGGACAGAACGAGAAGACCUCCCUUUUUUCUGGAGUCGACCGUUUCAUCGCUGGAUAUUCCGCAUCCGCGGCCCCAACAUACUUCUUCGACCAGCAAGGGUCUGUAUCUCUGAUCGAAGAAGGCAGUCAGCAGACAACCAUGGCCUACCAAGCGUAUGGAGCGAAGACGUCGUCCUCGCCCCUGAGCCCUUCGGCCAGCUUUGGUUUCCGUUCCGAGUACGUUGACCAGGCCUCGGGUUUAGUCUAUUUGCGUUCCCGGUACUACAACCCAACUCAGAUGGCUUUCAUAUCGAUGGACUCUGCCUUGGUCGAGAACCGCUACGCUUAUUGCGUUGGUGACCCGGUCAACAUGGUGGACCCCUCUGGGCAUGUCCCCGUAUGGGGAGCGGUGCUGGGACUCAUGGCAGCACUUGCAGCCGCAGGAGUCGGGAUCAUCGUCGCAGCACCCCUCAUGAGCGCCACCUUGACAGGUCUCCUCGCUUCGUCCGUCGGGGCAGCCGCCGGUAAUGCGUUAGUCACGGCGGCGUUCGUGCCCAAUGCUACCGGG
Molecule: messenger RNA, 4200 nt
Organism: Colletotrichum acutatum
Lineage: Eukaryota; Fungi; Ascomycota; Sordariomycetes; Glomerellales; Glomerellaceae
Exons: 2
Source: RefSeq, a predicted model, not a curated record